Messenger RNA from Paramecium sonneborni, 3996 nucleotides. The record is from the annotation of a GenBank genome assembly. NCBI's taxonomy places the organism in Eukaryota, Ciliophora, Oligohymenophorea, Peniculida, Parameciidae.
AUGUAUAUUGAUGAAUUGCCGGUUGGAUUAUAAAAGCAGAAUUUCAUGGUGGAGGAAUUUCCUCCUGGUAAUAUAACUUUAAUAAUAAAGAUUUCGAUCCUUAAUAAUUUGAUAAAGUGGAUUUACCAUUAAAACAAAGAAUUAAAUCGAAGGUUUGGAAAGUUAGACUAUAAGGUUAUGAAGAAUUAGCAAAUGAGUAAGAAAUUGAGUAUGAGUGCAUUUUAUAAAUAAUACAAGAUAUACAUGUUUAAUGUUAAGAGAAAGCACUAUAGAUAGCCUUAAAAUAUUUUGAAUAACAUCAUCAAUUAGAGAUUGCAUAAUAGAAAGAGAUAAUAAAAGUGUUAAUAGAGAAAGUUUUGAUAUAAUAAAAAUUAAGGUAAAAUGGGUAUUAGUUGGCCACAAUAUUGUUUCCGUAUUGUAAACAAGCAAUAUUUGAAAUUAUAAUUGUAGAAUUAAGUCAUAAAAAUCCAAAGAUUGUAUAAGCAACAAUAAGUUUGAUAUUGGAGUUACUUCAAUAGUACGGUGUUAAGAAAUUAGAUAAUUUAAAACCUUUUUUCCCAAUAUUAUCAAAAUUAACAGAGGCAUAAUAAAGUACAAUAAAAGCUGAUGCAAUUUCAUUUUAUAAGGAAGCCACUAAAUGGUUUGGAAAGAAUAUAGAAGCAUUUUUUGGAGGAUUGAAUGAAAAACUUUAAUAGGAAUUAAAAAAGAUUGUAGAAACAAUAACAGAAGUAUUGAAGGCUCCAAAUUAAGAUGGAGAUUUUGAGACAGGAAAUCAAUAAUUAUAUGAUUUAGCAGAAGCAGUUGAAGUAUUCCCAAAAUUUACAGAUUCAUGGUGUGAAAAGUUAUUUUAAUUAGAGAAAUGGUAAGACAAAAAAGAAUUAUUAGAAAACUUAUAAAAAGCAUGUUCAGUUGCUAAAAUGAUACCAUCACCAAAUGUAUAUUCAAUAGUUUAAUUGUUAAAGAAAUUAAUAAAUGAAUAAAAUAUAGCAAUAUGUACAAUGAGUAUAAAAAUAGCAGGACUUUUAGCAAAUGGAUUAAGAAAGAAUUUCUUAUAAUAUGUUAAAAUAUUAACAUAACCAUUAUUUGCUAGACUUAAAGAUAAGAAAUAAAAUAUUGUUGAUGAUACAAUAACUACAUUAAAGAAAUUCUUUUAUUGUUGCACUCUUGAUGAUUUAUUUGAAGAAGUUAAAACAUUAUUAGAUGAUAAAGCAUCUAGUCCAAAAAUUAAUGUUUUUAUUCUUAUUGAAUAUUGUUUAGAUGAAUGUCCAAAAGAGAAACUUAUUAAACUUUAAUGUAUAAAAUAAUUAGUCCCUAUUUGUAAAAAAUUAACAGAAGAUGGUAAUGCAGAAGUAAGAACAAAAGCUCUCAAUUUGUUAGCUAAAAUAUCAGUUUAAUUAUAUAAUGGUUCUAUGGCUGCAGAUUUAAAAGGAGAUAAAUUUAUAAAGUAUUAAGCUUAGGUUAAUAUAUAUCUUGAAGGAAUUAAAGCUAUAUCAGGCAAUAUUUCUGAAAUAUAAAUUCGCUAAAAGUCUAUUUUAUAAUCUAAUAAAGAAAACAUUUAAAAUUAAGCAAUCAUUCAUACUAAAUAAGAUACUACUCAAAAUAAGUCCCUCUCUAUUUCUUAUUCUUAAAGCAAUUAAGAAAGUUAAGAUAUUAAAUAUUAAUCUAAUAUGACUACUAAUUAAGUAGAAGCAUUCUUAAAAUAAUACAAAAUUAAAAAUAAAGAUUAAAGUGAAUUAGGUAAUAUUUUGUUGAACAUUACAUAAUAAUCUAAACAAAUUUUAACAGUCAUUAUGGAUUAUAUAGUAGAUAGAUUAACAGAUUAGAAAUAAUUGUGUUAUUAGUUAUUUGAAAAAUGUUCUUAAUCAUAUAAACCAAAUCAUUUUUCUUAAUUAAUUACAAGCUUUAAGAAUGCCCCUACUUAAGUUUAAUUAAUUGAAAUUUUAACUUUACUACUAAAAUAUAUUCCUUUAAGCGAUAAAACAAUUGAUUAAUAGUUAAUUUCAGAAUUCUUAAAAGGUUAUUAAAAUUAGUCUAAUUAAAAAGCAAGAUCACUUGUAAUUGAUUGUUAAAAUGCAUUAAAAUCAUUAUUUGAAAUUAAAAAAGCUCCAUCUGAAUAAAAACCAAUAAUUCCAUUCUCCUUAACAUAAUUUAAUGAUUAAUAAAUUGAAAAAUUAAAAGAACAAUUAAAAGUACCACAAAUACCUUAAAAUUUGUUUGAUAAACUUUUCAGCUACAAUCCUUAAUAAAAUUUAGCUGCAGCAACUUAUAUUAGAUAAAAGAUUGCAUAAGCAGGAGAAUUCACAGAAAUCUUUUUUAAAUGGGGUUAUCUAAUUUCAUGGUUUAAGGAAAAUAUACCAUUAUAAACUGAAAUAAUCAUGCUAUUUUAAUUUUUAACUUCUCAACAUAAACUCACAUUAUUAGAACAAUAGAUUAUUUCUUCUUAUAUUAAAAUGAUGAUAUUAUUAUACAUUAGAAAUGGAAUGCCUAAAUUAGCACAAAGAACUUUGCCUUUACUUAUGAAUUUACUAAAUGAUUACAAAUUAUAAAAUUUCUAAAUACAUCAAUCAGGUAAAUUUGAUGAUUUUGAUGACAUAUCUCAUUCUUAAGCAAACUAAAUAAUUCAAUAAAUGUAAGAUAACAUUUCAGAUUGGAAUUGCAAUUCUUAAUUAUAAUAAAAAUAAAUAUUAGUUUCAUUAAUUUCAUUAAUUAAUAAAGAAAAUGAUUCAAUUCUAGAUCAAAAAAGACAAUCAAUAAGAAUAGAAGGAAGGAAAAUUUCAAAUAAUGAUUUAAAAAAUAAAUAAGAAUAAACCUAAAGUUCUCAAAAAAUUACUCAAGAAUAACUUUCAGAAAAAGUUAUGACACUACAAAGUUUUUCAUAAAAAAAAUUACUAUAAUAAAAAAAUUUUAUUUUACCACUAACUUAAAUUAUAAAUAGUGGAAAUAAAAAUAUUAGUUCAUCUUAAAUUUUAAAUUGUAAAGAAAAAGAACAUGAAAUAAUUUUAAAAAAUUUUCAAUAAAUGUAUUGUAAAUUUAGAGAAACUAAUUUAAUUGAAAACUCUCAAAGUUUUGCUGAACAAAUUAUUUUUCUUUUAAGCAAUUUAUUAACUGAUGAAUGUUAUGAUAAAAUGAAUGAAUUCUUGGAAAAAUUAAUACAUAUUUUAUCAUCAAGUCAUUUUUACAAAAACAUUUCUUAUAACUAAUUUUAAAUUAUUUUUGAUUCACUUAUUUUUAAAAUGGUUGAAUAAUCUACAAAAAAUAAUGUUAAAGAUGGAGCAUAAAAAUGUUGUUAUAAUUUAAUCAAUUCAAACUUAAUUAAAAUUUUAAAUAACCAAGACUUAUCAAAUUUAUAUUUGGCCUUUUUGGAUAUAUUAAUAAAAGUGAAAGAAACUGAUAAAUAAACUAAAUAAUUUUAUGCAUUAGUAACUAAAUGCUUAAGUAAAUCAGCUGAUUAACUUAAAGGUUAAUUCUAAUGGUCUUAGGUACAAGCAAUUUUAGAGAAAAUUAAUUAAUAUUUGAGCAAAUGUUAAAAACCUUAAAUAAAUUUGGAAUACACAUAGUAUUAGAAUUGUAUAUUGAAUGCUCUAAAGACUACUGUUAUAUUUUUCUUUAAUUACAAUGAUGGUAUUAAAGUUUAUCAAUAUAUCAUGCAAAACACAAAUGAAAAUUCUAUGUUAAGAUAAUGGAUAUUAGAUUUAUAAGAAAAAAAUAAUACUAAUCUUAUAGUUGAUUUAGCUAAAUAUAGAAGGUCAAGAGAUACACAUUUUAACUAAAUUAUUGAAUUAUUAAAAAUAGAUUUUGAUAAAACAGUGGAGUAAUUUGUUUCUUUAGUGAGAAGGUAAAAUCUGAAUUGGAAACCUAUGGUUGAAUUUUUAAAUUUAGACCAAAUAAAAUUUAUCGAAUAGAGAUUAGAAUCCACAUCACAUAUGAAUUUGUUAGAAAAAAAAGUGGGAGAAUUAGAAAAGAUGCUUAAUUAAUGAAAAUAAUAUAUAAACAAAC